Lytechinus variegatus (green sea urchin) is the source of this 1947-nucleotide messenger RNA. RefSeq names its product nuclear receptor subfamily 0 group B member 1-like. Bases 332 to 1216 code for a protein of 294 amino acids. Gene Ontology annotation, molecular function: transcription factor binding; transcription corepressor activity. Gene Ontology annotation, biological process: negative regulation of transcription by RNA polymerase II. Gene Ontology annotation, cellular component: cytoplasm; nucleus. The transcript is spliced from 2 exons. Lineage: Eukaryota; Metazoa; Echinodermata; Echinoidea; Temnopleuroida; Toxopneustidae. The record is from RefSeq and is a predicted model, not a curated record.
AAUCGAAAGGCAAUAUUUCAUGGGGGAAAAAACUACAAACACAUGUCUCCGAUAUGCGUGCAUACUGUAUAGAUAUAUUGUACGCAAACCCCCAUUCACUUCUCAACGUACAAGUCCAAACGAUCGACGCGGUAUGAAGUGAGAUUUUAUGCAAUAAUCGCUCUCCGUGAAACGAACGCGUAGUACAAAUGUGAUUUAAAGGAAUAUUUCCCGUAUAUCUGGACCAAGAGAUAAGACCUUCUCCAGUGAGGAGAGACGACACAAACUAGGACGCUGUAGACAAGGAGGAAGGAAGGAGAGAACGAAAAAUCCCACCGAAUUUUUUGUAUAUAUGAUGAGUGCCAAAGCCGAUCCCUCCAAUACGACAACGACGACGACGUCACAGUGUGACUGUCCGGAAAAGAUGAACCAUCACAGCAUUCUAUAUACGUUAUUAUCAUCAGGGACAUCGACGACCACGGCAACGUCGUCAUCGCCGAAUCCGGCAGCGACGGACGAUGUGUGUCAACCUAAAUCGGAAGAAGAGAAGGCCGGGGGUAAGGAACAGGAGGCAAUAUAUUCAUGGGAUUGCACAAUGAGGGCGCCCCACUUGACGCAGACUCUACCCACGAUCAUCAAACUCAAACACGCGGAGGAGGUGUGUCCAUACGCGGCCCAGCUCCUCCUCAAAACCGUGGAUUUCAUCCGGAAUCUACCCGCGGUGCUGUGUCUCUCACGGAGCGAUCGUGUGCGACUUCUCCAGCACUGCUGGUCAGAACUCCUUAUUCUAACCAUGGCGCAAUGUGAGUUCCACAUACAAGUGGAAAAAGUUUCUUUUCCCAAAGACUUGCAAGAUAAUACCACCAAUGUAAAUAAUAAGCCCGCAUCUACGGUGACAUCCGUUGCCAGAUCUUGUUCAGAAAAGGAUUGUCGUGAGGGCGCCCUACUGAAAUAUAUUAUUGCAACACAAGGAAUUCCCACCACGUCGGACAUAGAUACUUUAAAUGCGUUUUUCCAAAAGUGUCAGACACUGGAGAUCGACGAUAAAGAAUUCGCGUAUCUGAAAUCAACCAUAUUCUUCAAUCCAGGUAAGAAAAGUACAAAAGUUCUUAAAGUUUUGUUUGGGAAGGGGGAAAUACCGGGGCUGUUCAUAGUUUUGCAUCAAGUAUUGCACUUUGAUGUAUGCAUGCUAAAGAUAUUACAAAGUGCUUGUGUUUUCAUUUUCUCUUGUGCUUAACUCUUGAAGUAUUUUUUUUUUCAUUAAUUUGAGCUUGAGAAUAAAAGAUAAUUCUAGUGGUUCAUCCUUCUAUGGAAUAAUAGACUUUGAAUGACUAAAGACUCAUUUCUCGUCUAGAACUUGCCAGAAGUCUUGGUCAUACAAAAAAUGAUUAUACAUGUACAUUUUAGGUACUUGUGCAGGCUGUGUCCUUUCUCUUUUGUGUCUACGCGAUAUAUUUGGACUUUCUCUCUUUGUCUAUAUAUACUGUAGUUUUAAUGAUUGAUUCAUAUUCUUUUUGAAAUUAAAUAAGAAUGUGGUUCUAUAGAGGUCGAGAAGAUUGGCGAGCUGUGCUCAAGAAAACAUCAGUAAGGUGUAAUGUGAUGCAACUAAACCAUAUUUUCUAUACAUGUAGUAGUGCCCGGCACAUAUGGGUAUAUAGGGUAUGCAUGGAUGUUCAAAUUUUGUCAAAUUAAAAGUUCAAAGUUGUUUUAUUUCAUUUUCAACUGAACAAAAUAAAGUGGUCAUCAAUAAAUUACAAUGACAUUUGCAAAUUAAGCUUAUACAAACAAUGUAAAUUGAGGUAGGUAUGUACAAUGUUUGAUAUUUUUCAUGAAAGUAUAACAAAUCAUGAUACAAAUUAUGCAAAUUAUCACACACAUUAUACAGGGAAUAGUUUUCCUGGUAUCGCAUCGCAAUUUGCUCCACAUUUUUGAAAGACUGCUAUGCAUAAACUGUUUGUAUAGCAUAUU